Messenger RNA from Scylla paramamosain (green mud crab), 1155 nucleotides. RefSeq names its product large ribosomal subunit protein bL19m-like (gene mRpL19). Bases 16 to 1032 code for a protein of 338 amino acids. Gene Ontology annotation, molecular function: structural constituent of ribosome. Gene Ontology annotation, cellular component: ribosome; mitochondrial large ribosomal subunit. Gene Ontology annotation, biological process: translation. The transcript has 8 exons. The record is from RefSeq and is a predicted model, not a curated record. NCBI's taxonomy places the organism in Eukaryota, Metazoa, Arthropoda, Malacostraca, Decapoda, Portunidae.
UCCACCACGGCUUACAUGAGCUGCUACUACACAGGCCUGGCUCGGAGUGAUCUCAAGCCACCUGUAGCAUCAAGAUCAAGAAGGAUAAAGAGGUGCCGUUGCAAAUGCUAUGGCCAUCCCAAAACAGUGAUGGUGAUGGCGGUGGUGGCAGCAGCAGCGUUACGAAGUUCCUCGACCAGGCUGUCCAGACUCCUGCCGGGUGUGUGUGGAGAAGCAUGGGGACACCAGGCCCGGAGAGGAGCAGUCCUACGGGUGCUGCCUUUCAUCCCAACACAGGAUCCUGACGUCAUUAAGAAGAUGCCAGAGGACUUCAGAGCGGUAUAUCCAGAGUUCCUGCCGGGCCCCAAACCAGAGUAUAGGAACCGCUUGCGGGAAAAGCUGGAAAGACAAGACAUGCUGGCCCGUAGGUCUGUGAUGCCCAUUCCAGAAUUCUAUGUUGGUUCCAUUAUGGCAGUGACUGUGGCAGACCCCAAUGCUUCAGGCAAGAACAACCGGUUUGUGGGCAUUUGUAUUCAGCGUGGUGAUGCUGGACUCAGGGCUUGGUUCAUCCUCCGCAAUGUGGUUGACCACCAAGGUGUGGAAAUCAAGUACGAGAUGUAUUCACCACUGCUGCAGAGCAUUGAGGUGCUGAGGCUGGAGAAGCGGCUGGAUGAUGAGCUGCUGUACCUGAGGGAUGCCUUGCCCAUCUACUCCACCUUCCCUUUGGACAUGGAGCCAGAGGUCAUGCAAGAAGGUGCACCAGUACCAGUCAACCCCAUCAAGGUACAGCUGAAGCCACGCCCUUGGCAUGAGCGAUGGGAGAGAAAGAACCUCCAAGGUGUGAUGGACUUAGGACUUCCUGAAAGAUUUUAUAAGAAAGCAAAACUACAUGAGAAGCCUUGGGAAAAGUACGACUUGAUGAAAGAAUACAGGGCCACCAUUCCUGAGGAGGAGCAAGCCGAUAUCUUCCGAGAAAUAUCCCCACACUAUCCACUGAUGGAGUCCACACGACGCAGAGGCAAGAGGAAGCGAGUGCUACCAUCCAUCUCCUAGAUCUGAGAGAGAACCAGAAUCCUGCAAUAUAACUGUUCUUGUGUAUAGAGGACAAUGGGCAUGUGUGAAGAGUGUGACGUGCUGAAAGAAAUAAAGUGUAAAUAGAAUCAGACAAGAAAAUUG